Molecule: messenger RNA, 959 nt
Organism: Exophiala oligosperma
Lineage: Eukaryota; Fungi; Ascomycota; Eurotiomycetes; Chaetothyriales; Herpotrichiellaceae
Exons: 3
Coding region: 391-639 (82 amino acids)
Cellular component (GO): endoplasmic reticulum
Source: RefSeq, a predicted model, not a curated record
CAACAACAUCUGUCAACAUCUCUUGUCACUUUUUGCUUCGGAGGGCCUUCGAGACGCGCGCGUGGUGUCUGACUCUUUUGAUUCCUUUUUCUAAGAAGGAAACACGAUCAAAGAACGCGGUUCAGCAAGCCAUACAUCACACGCACGGAUAUAUCUGUCCUUUUUCCCCCCUCCGCGUAUCUGACACCAACAACAACACCAACACCAACAACAUUUUCCAACCAUCUUUCUUGAGAACAAUACCACCUUCUUGCGCCGAUCCAUCACAACCCAUAAACCAAUUCACAUUUGAAAACUUCAAGUCACGAGAGUAUACAAGAGUCUAUACGGACAAAUCACCAACUUGAGCUCAUCAACAUCAAUAUCAAUAUCGAAUAUUGUUUUAACACAAUGGCCCAAACACCGACUCAACGCCGGGCGAAUGAAAAGCACGCCAAAUCCGUCGAGAAGCGUAUGGGCAAGCCCGAAACCGCGUACAAGAAGAAAGAGGUCAAAAGGUCACCUGUCGGUGUAGCUGCUGUCGUUCUACUGAUCUUCGUCGUCAUCGCCCCGUUGCUCAUCGAACAAUUGAGACUCCUCCCCCAAGUCUGGAACUUCAUUCUGGGCCUGUUGGCCAAGGUCGGCUUGGUGUCGAAAUGAUUUGAUCUUUCCCCCAAUCACUACCAGCAGAACGGACUACUUGCAACUGCAACACAAAGGUCUUUUGCCGGCUUCCACGCUACAUCUCCCGAUCUCGACAAGUCAAGCAGCAGCAACCACUCGGAAAAAACAGAAAUCUCGGACUCUUGAAGAAUGAAUUGCAUCGGCGCCACCAUCACGCAAAUGUUACACCGCCAUUUGUUCGAAACGUUCGGUUCUUGAAUCAGCCAUGCCGUGCCUGUUUGUGCGUGGCUUAGCUAAGGAUACGGAAACGGAUAGUGUACACAUCAGAGAGACUAAAUGGAUCCAAAAAAAACUGC